Triplophysa rosa is the source of this 7740-nucleotide messenger RNA. It is a transcript of the gene med13b, whose product is annotated as mediator complex subunit 13b. Gene Ontology annotation, cellular component: mediator complex. Bases 698 to 6982 code for a protein of 2094 amino acids. Gene Ontology annotation, molecular function: transcription coregulator activity. The record is from RefSeq and is a predicted model, not a curated record. Lineage: Eukaryota; Metazoa; Chordata; Actinopteri; Cypriniformes; Nemacheilidae. The transcript has 30 exons. Gene Ontology annotation, biological process: regulation of transcription by RNA polymerase II.
GCGAGUAGACUAGAGUAGACUGGAGUAGAGUGUAGUACAGAGUUGUGUCCCUGUGGCCGCCAUUAAAGGAUGCGACCAAUGUAUUCAAACAAACCAGUGAGACACAGCUAAGCACCGCACAGCCUUUUCUCUUUUGAUUUCACUUCAUAUCCACAGCCUUCUGCUUUUUAUCGUCAGAAUCUCAACGCUUCGUCUUUGAUGUCAUUCCGACGAAGACCGGGAAACGAGAGAGACUGAAUUUGAAUGAAAUUUAAACCCGAACUCUCCUGGCUUGAACUGUUUGUUGCUACCUCGCUUAGCCAGUCAGUUAGCCAGCUAGUCGCUAACUUCAGUUAGCCCGAUGCUAAGCUAAGCUAAAGGGGGAGGGCUGCAUUUACCUCUCUACCCCUCUGGCUGCUGUAAUUACAUAUUCUUUGAUGUAUCGGCUCCGAAGGAGAAAAAUAUCUCACCGCGGAUCAUGGUAAAUGCGCGGCGUUGUUCGUGCGGGAAGUUUUUAGCGGAAUUUUUAACGCAUUCCUGGUGAGUGAGUAACCUUUAGCGGAGCGACACCAGAGCUAAGCUAAUUCACUUAGCUCGCUGGACGCGAACUCGUCCUGCUGCUGAUUGUGCCUGCGAGAGACGGAUCCGGUCCAAAACCCAUCGCAUUUAUUUGUUCCUGGGAUCUGAAAGAGAGGAUGGCUCGCUGGACUGCGCUUUGAUGAUGAGUUCUUGUUUUGUACCCAACGGGGCGAGCUUGGAGGACUGCCACUCCAACCUCUUCUGUCUGGCUGACCUCACAGGGAUCAAAUGGAAGUGCUUUGUAUGGCAGGGCCCCACCUCGUCCCCAAUCCUCUUCCCAGUGACAGAAGAGGACCCCAUCCUGUGCAGCUUCAGUCGCUGCCUGAAGGCGGAUGUGCUGAGUGUGUGGCGGAGGCACCAGACCCCGGGUCGCCGGGAGCUCUGGAUCUUUUGGUGGGGAGACGACCCCAACUUCGCAGAGCUCGUCCACCAUGACCUCUCAUGUGAUGAGGACGGAGCAUGGGAGACCGGCCUGACUUACGAGUGCCGAACGCUGCUCUUCAAAGCCAUCCAUAACCUGUUGGAGCGCUGCCUCAUGAAUCGAUCCUUCGUUCGUAUCGGCAAGUGGUUUGUCAAGCCGUAUGAAAAAGAUGAGAAGCCAAUCAACAAAAGUGAACACCUGUCAUGCUCCUUCGUGUUCUUCGUUCAUGGAGACAGCAAUGUGUGCACCAGCGUGGAGAUCAACCAGCACCAGCCUGUCUACCUGUUGAGUGAGGAGCACCUAACGCUGGCCCAGCAGAGCAACAAUUCAGUGCAAGUGAUUCUCUCUCCAUACGGCUUGAGCGGGUCUCUGACAGGCCAGUCUUUCAAGAUGUCAGACCCACCAACCCAGAAGUUAAUAGAAGAAUGGAAGCAGUUCUAUCCCAUAGGCCCCAACGCCAAGGAGGUCACAGAUGAUAAGAUGGAUGACCUUGAUUGGGAGGACGAUUCUUUGGCUGCUGUCGAGGUUGUUGUUGCUGGAGUGAGGAUGGUGUACCCUGCCAGCCUGGUGCUGGUGGCUCAGUCUGACAUCCCAGUUGUGGCUACAGUGAACUCCUCCAACUCUUCAGGCUCUUACUCCGGAGGUCAGCACUGUCAUGUGGUCCACGGAGAUACUGCUAUCUCUUCAGUUACCCUGACUCCUCCCACCUCACCUGAAGAGGCACAAGCAGUCCUGCAGCCUGCCCAGAAGUGGGUGAAAUUCUCAGCGAUGUGCGGAGCCUUUAGCGUGGACAGCAGCAGUCAUCACGGAGGGAAGAUCCCUCGCCGACUGGCCAGCCAAAUGGUGGAGCGAGUCUGGCACGAGUGCAAUAUCAACCAAGCCCAGAACAAGAGGAAGUUCUCAACCAUGUCCAAUGCAGUAUGUGAAGAGGAACCUGACAAAGCUUCUGUUUGGGAAUUCAUUGAGCCAUCUCAAAGGACGCAGUGCAGUUGCUCAAGGCUUAAAAACCAGAAGCAGCGUGCAUGUAGCACCCCAGGGCAUCCUCCAUCUGCCGGCCAACCUUCUCAGCCCACCACCAAACACAAGAUGGUGGAGAAACUGGAAAAGGGGGACAAGCAGCAGAAGAGACCCCAGACGCCCUUCCACCACCGCAGCUCACUGUGUGAAGAGCCGAACCUUGAGCAUGGAGAUAACGUUCACAGGUUGUGUCUACAAGGCCAUGAGGAGAGCCGUUACCCCAACCUCCACCACUCAGACGUCACCUCCAACAAGACCCCGAUGCUGCACGGCUCCACCGACGAGAUGGCCAGUUCCCCUCAGCCUCCGCCGCUCAGCCCUCAUCCUUGCGAGCACGGGGACGAGGCAGCAAGCAGCUUGAAAACUUCUCCUCCUCUUCACCAACACUUCUACCCCCCUUCCUCUGAGCCUUGCCUGGUGCCCCAGAAACCUCCAGAUGAUUCUCAGCUAGACCCACUUCACCCACCAUACAUGCCUGCAUGCCCAGAAUCCCUAGAACCCACCGUGUAUGUGGGCUCCGCCAUUAACCCCAAUCAGGACACGACACAUAAUCCCUGGAAGUACUUUAAGGUGCCUGGUGGGAGGAACGCGGAUUUUCACACGCCUCAUCUUCCUGUGGUCACACAUUUUGAGGAUGGUAACAGAGACCAGGAUGGAGUGGUGUCCAUUACAGAAACUAUGUCCUCCUCAAAGAGACCUCUGAAGGUGGCAGAAGAACGAGUGAAGAUGUAUGAGCAGAAGAAGAAUCAGCAUCUCUUCGCAGCGGUGUGUGACAGAGACCCAGAGAGAGAAUCUGAUCCGUACGCUUUUGUAGAGGGAGACGAGGAGUUCACCUUCACCGAUAAAGAGAAAAAGCCUGGAGCCGAGAGGGAGGCGGGGAAGAAAAAUAAGAGGGAUGAUGGCAGUUUGUCAUCUGACGAUGCCCAAGGUUCGGCUGGCAGUAAACCACUUCCAACCACCAGUUUGAUCCACGAGACAGACCUAGUGGUGUCCAUUAAUGACCUGGACAACCUCUUCAACUCAGAUGAGGAUGACCUCACGCCUGGAUCCAAAAGAGCCGCUGGUAGAACAGAGAAGUUUGGUGGGAAAGAAGCUAAACCCGCGGCGCCAGACCCCCUGCCUUGCUCUGCAGACCUGCACCAGAUGUUUCCAACCCCUCCAUCACUGGAGCAGCACAUCAUGGGCUACUCUCCCAUGAACAUGGGCAGUAAAGAAUACGGCAACAUGGAGUCGGUAGCCGGGCUGUCUUCGAUGGAUGGGACGGCCAUCGGCAGCAACUUCAAGAUGGAGGUGGAGGAGGGUUUCUGUAGUCCCAAACCCUCAGAGAUAAGGGACUACUCGUACGUGUUCAAGGCAGAGUCCUGCCAAGCUUUUAUCGGCUGCUCCCUGUAUGCCCCGCUGAAGACUCUGCCCAGCCAGUGUCUGCUUCCCAUCAAGCUUCCAGAGGAGUGCGUUUACCAGCCCAGCUGGACAGUCGGCAAACUGGAGAUGAUUCAGCCAAUGGCAGCCAUGACCUUCCUCAACAAGGACAGUAACGUCCCUAGUGUCGGAAGCGCAGUUGAGCAGGACCAAAGCUGCACCCCUCAUACACAAAACACCUUCAUGUCCAACAGCGCCCCACCCAGCAACAGCGGCGCCGGCAUCCUGCCCUCCCCCGCCACCCCUCGAUUCUCUGCCCCAACACCACGGACGCCCCGGACCCCUCGUACCCCCAGAGGCCCCGCCAGCGUCCAGGGCUCACUUAAAUACGAGAACUCCGACCUCUAUUCGCCCGCCUCUACGCCCUCAACCUGCAGACCCCUAAACUCUGUGGAACCCGCCACAGUGCCCUCCAUCCCGGAAGCGCACAGCCUGUACGUCACCCUGAUCCUCUCCGAGUCGGUCAUGAACCUCUUCAAGGACUGUAACUUUGACAGCUGUUGCAUUUGCGUCUGUAACAUGAACAUCACAGGAGCCGACGUGGGCGUCUACAUCAGCGAUCCCAACAUGGAUUCGCAAUACUCCAGCAUGGAAGCAUGCUCCUGCGGCUUUAGCGCUGUUAUGAACCGUCGCUAUGGCAACGGCUCUGGGCUAUUCCUGGAGGAUGAGCUGGACAUCGUGGGGCGGGGUUCGGACGCCGGACGGGAUGCGGAGAAUCACUUCGAGGCUGUGCGAUCAGCCUCACUUCAUAAAGGGGCGGCCCUUAAAGAGCAGGUUCCGGAUGAUCUCGUCCUUUUGCUGAAGGAUCUGUGCACUAACCCUUUCUCCCCCAUCAUCAGACCUGAUCAUCUAAGCACCAGCCACAAGCUCCCCAUGCGUCUGGAGGAGAGGGACUAUUAUAGCGACUGCUACCUGGCUCUAGAGCACGGCAGGCAGUUCAUGGACAACAUGUCUGGAGGGAAGGUCGAUGAGAAGCUGGUCAAGAGCACUAGUUUACAUCAGUGGGCCAAACGUGGCGCUUUCGAUAUGAGCAUGCUGUUCUCCCAAGAUGUGCUCAGGAUGCUGUUGUCACUGCAACCUGUAUUACAAGAUGCCAUUCAGAAGAAGAGGUCUGUGCGUUCUUGGGGGGUCCAGGGCCCCCUCACCUGGCAGCAGUUCCACAAGAUGGCUGGCAGGGGGUCUUACGGGACGGACGAAUCUCCAGAGCCUCUUCCCAUCCCUACCUUACUGGUGGGUUACGAGUAUGAUUUUGUGGUGAUGUCGCCUUUCGCUCUGCCUUACUGGGAGAAGCUUCUGCUGGACCCGUACAGCUCCCAGCGGGACAUCGGAUAUAUGGUGGUGUGUCCUGACAAUGAGGCUUUGCUGAAUGGAGCCAGGACAUUCUUCAGAGACUUGACUGCUGUGUAUGAGUCCUGUCGACUCGGUCAGCACAGGCCCAUCUCCAAGAUAUAUGCCGAUGGCAUCGUUACCGUGAACGAUACUGCAUCGAAACCUCUGACAGAUCAGCCUCUCAAUGACUGGCUCCCAAAAAUCGUCAACAGCAGCAGCGAAGCCUUCACCAAGCUCAGACUCUACUCUCAAGUGUGCCGGAACGAUUUGGCUUCACAUCUGGCAGGCCAGUCUUUAGACAGCUCACUGCUAACUCAGCGAAACCCUAACAGCUCCUGCAACCCCAACGCAGCUGCUCAGAACAGCACAGCCCCCUCCACCGCCCCCUCCACCAACAGCACCUCCAACACAAACAACAGUACCACCACAUCCUCCUCCUCUUCGUGCUCUCAGGGCAUCGGCAUCUUGCCGUCUGUCAAACCCAAUUCCAUCCCUCCCUUUGGGGCUCAGGGCUUGCAGUCCAGCCAGCAGAGCAGCGCUCAGAACGCAGGGCCUCUAGGAGAUGGAACAUCAACCGCCGGCCAACCUCAGGUCCAGUCUGAGCCUGCUGAGAGCACGAUGGAACGAGAGAAGGUGGGUGUGCCGACUGAUGGAGACUCCCAUGCCGUCACCUACCCUCCUUCCAUAGUGAUCUACAUAGUAAACCCCUUCAGUUACGAGGACACAGGAACCAGUUCCAGCAUUUGGACCCUGGGGCUCCUCCGCUGUUAUUUAGAAAUGCUUCAGUCGCUCCCUCCUCACAUCAGGAAUGCCAUUUAUGUGCAAAUAAUACCCAGCCAGUUCUUGCUGCAGCCGGUCUGGAGUGAGGAGCGCCACAUCUACGCGCAACAUCUGAAGUCUUUGGCUUUCUCGGUUUACACUCAGUGCAGACGCCGUCUGCCGACCUCUACUAAUGUCAAAACGCUAACAGGCUUCGGCCCCGGCCUGGCCAUUGACACUGCACUACAAAGACCAGAGAGACCAGAGUGUUUACAUCUCUACGCGCCGCCGUUCGUUCUGGCUCCGGUGAAAGAUAAGCAGACCGAGUUGGGCGAGACUUUCGGCGAGGCUGCGCAGAAAUACAACGUGCUGUUUGUUGCCUACUGCUUGUCACAUGACCAGCGAUGGCUCUUGGCCUCAUGCACCGACCAGUAUGGAGAACUGCUGGAAACUUGCAUCAUCAGCAUUGACGUACCUAACAGAGCUCGGAGGAAAAAGGGUUCUGCACGACGACUGGGCCUUCAGAAACUUUGGGAGUGGUGUCUCGGGCUUGUGCAGAUGACCUCACUGCCGUGGCGUAUUGUGAUUGGCCGGCUUGGAAGGAUAGGUCACGGGGAGUUACGUGAUUGGAGUAUUUUGGUGACUAGGCAGAACUUGCAGUCUCUCAGCAGACGACUGAAGGAAAUGUGUAGGAUGUGCGGUAUCUCCGCCGCUGACAGUCCCAGCAUCCUCAGUACCUGUCUAGUCGCCAUGGAGCCCCAGGCUUCUUUUGUCAUCAUGCCAGACUCGGUGUCCACAGGCUCCGUGUUUGGUCGCAGCACAACCCUGAACAUGCAGACGUCUCAGUUAAACACUCCUCAGGACACCUCCUGCACUCACAUCCUGGUGUUCCCCACGUCUGCUGGGCUCCAGGCCUUCAAUCCCAGCAACGAUGUUCAGAUGGAUGGGCUCCUGGAUGAUCUGCUGUCAGACAACGACCUGGUUGAUCCUGACCUCAUCAACAUAAUGCGUAAUUCACCCAGCACCUCCCCAGUGCAUUCACCAGGCUCACACUACCACCACGGAGGAGAUGGAAGCAAGGGUCAGAGCACAGACAGGAUGGAGUCUCACGAUGAGUCUCCCAACAUCCUGCAGCAGCCCAUGGCUCUGGGAUACUUGGUCUCCACGGCUAAAGCUGGUCCACUGCCUGACUGGUUCUGGUCCUCCUGUCCGCAAGCAAAAAACCAAUGUCCUCUGUUUCUGAAGGCUUCUCUGCACCUUAAUGUUUCAUCAGUGCAGUCAGAUGAGCUGCUGCACAGUAAACACACUCACCCUUUGGACUCCAGUCAUACCUCAGACGUGCUCAGAUUUGUGCUGGAGCAGUACAACGCCCUGUCAUGGCUGACCUGUGACCCAGCAACUCAGGACCGGCGCUCUUGUCUGCCUGUGCACUUCGUUGUGCUCAACCAAAUGUACAAUUUCAUUAUGAACAUGCUCUAACAAACAAGGGUUCUGCACAAACGCUGCCUGUUGGAUUUUCACAACAGAGAGACCACAUUACUGCACUGCCGCCACAGGCCUCCAAGCUGUGGACACGGCUGGACAAACCAACCAAUCGUACAGCGCACUUAUGGCAACGCCAGGCUGCCCAGUUUAUGCCAAGUGUCCAUCUCACAACAACUGGAGGACGAGGAACUAGUGCAUCAGAAUGAACUUAAACGUCCCCGUUCAAAGACUGAACGUGCAGUUCAGGUCGGGUUUUAUCCAGUUGAAAUGCCUGCGUAUAUCUUAUUUAUUGUAACUUUUUAAAUGUGUAAUUUCUUAAGCUUUUAUAUUAUAUAAAUGCGGGAAGGCAUGUAUUACCUUUCCUAAUGAAAUGAAAAUGGUUUGUCAUGUAUGUAAUUGUCUUACUUACAGAACCGACAAGUGAAUUUGCUGUAGGUUUGCUUUUAGAGGAAUAUUUAGAGAAAUAUUUUCUCCACGAUUUUUACUGUCACAGUGUACAGAUGAAGUAUACAUGAGAUCAUGUUCUUACCUUUGUGUGGUGGGGACUUUUAAGGCUGUAGCUACAGAAUUACUGUACAGCGAUUUAAUGUGUUCAAAUAAGAGGACAAGAGGUACAUUGUCGGAAUAUAUAUUUUAUAUCACAGAUUUAGAGAGUUGUGUGUGUGUGUAUAUAUAUAUAUAAAUGUGUACAUACAAUCGUGUGCCGCUAUGGAUGGUGCAGCCGAUGUUUUAGGAAUAAAGUGUGUAAAACU